AUGGCUUUAAAGGCAUCAACCUGCUACUACUCCUCUGGAGCAUAUUCUCCGUCAGCGCGCAAGUUACGUGAAUUCUUUGUCCCAGGGUGGAGGGAAUGCAAGGAAUUGUACUCAGCUCGCGCAAAGCUACUUUUUGACCUGAGCCAAGAGAACAACAAGAUCGUCCUAGUACAAUCCGCUUUGUUAAUGAGCUAUUGGUACUCAAAUUCUGCAGAUGUAAAACAAUCCUGGUACUGGACGGGCAUAUCCUUCAGCAUUGCACAGUCAUUUGGUCUGCAUGCUCUUGCGAAAGCUCGUCCACGGAGUCAAGAGGAGACCUUGUGGCAGAACAUUAGGCUUUGCUCGCGUAAGAAAGAAUUUGAAGAGAGUUUGAGCGGCCUGGACUAUAGCGGUGCGACAUCUAUCAUACGCACGAAUUGCUUGGACAAAGCUCACAACGCAGCCAAAAGAGCAAGAGCUCGCUUCGAAUGGCAUAAUCGCGGUCCUUUAUGCUUAGAUCGACGGUCACUAGGAGACUCCGUUGUUGGCCGCACUUUUCAUCAUACCACUACUAGUGCCAGCUAUCGUCACGUAUCUGAUCAACCCAAGGAACAAGGACCAGUACGCCUUGACUCAGUUAGAUGUCUACAAAUACGUUUUGACGGCAAAUAUCCUGCAGCUUCAAUGUUGAAGGGUGUCAUGAUUGUCACUAAAGAGACUAUCUUAAACAAGGUGGGAGAGAUGCGGAAAUAA
Paraphaeosphaeria sporulosa is the source of this 732-nucleotide messenger RNA. RefSeq lists its product as uncharacterized. NCBI's taxonomy places the organism in Eukaryota, Fungi, Ascomycota, Dothideomycetes, Pleosporales, Didymosphaeriaceae. Gene Ontology annotation, molecular function: zinc ion binding; DNA binding. Gene Ontology annotation, biological process: DNA-templated transcription. The record is from RefSeq and is a predicted model, not a curated record. The coding region runs from base 1 to 732 and encodes 243 amino acids. The transcript has 3 exons.